This is a messenger RNA of Prunus armeniaca (apricot), 486 nucleotides long. NCBI's taxonomy places the organism in Eukaryota, Viridiplantae, Streptophyta, Magnoliopsida, Rosales, Rosaceae. The record is from the annotation of a GenBank genome assembly.
AUGGGGCUGUCCAAGAUUUUACUAGCCCUCGUUUGUGUUUUAGGCUCUGCCCUUCUCCAAUCCACUCAUGCCCAAGACACACCACAAGACUACCUCACUGCCCAUAACAACGCUCGAGCGGCGGUAAACGUUGGGCCAUUGUCAUGGGAUGAGAAGCUACAAGGCUAUGCGCAAGACUAUGCCAAUCAACACAUUGGCGACUGCAAUCUUGUCCACUCUGGUGGGCCCUACGGCGAAAACCUUGCCAUGAGCACCGGUGACUUGUCGGGCACGGAUGCCGUGAACAUGUGGGUGGCAGAGAAGGCUGACUAUAACUACGACUCUAACACUUGUGCCGAUGGCAAGGUGUGUGGGCAUUAUACGCAGGUUGUUUGGCGUAACACAGCUCGUGUAGGGUGUGCAAAAGUGAGGUGCAACAGUGGAGGUACCUUCAUCGGGUGCAACUAUGAUCCGCCAGGCAACUAUAACGGGGAGAAGCCUUACUAA